AUGAUGGGAUUAUGGUUGACCGGUAAAGAGGAUGCCCGGAUUGCAGCGACGGAUCUGCACUCGAAACUCCUUGAGUCGAUCCAUCAACAGCGACCGGAGAGAUCUAGUGUGCAGAUGCUUGACGGCGUGUUUAAGGGUCUGGGUUGGGGCGUGGGAGGAGGGGAGUGUCGCGGUGUCAAGUCCUCUUAUCUUCUUCCCUGCUUCCAUAUUCAGCCACUCACGAACUGUUGGCAGGAUAAAUGGGAAGCACCAAGCCAGCACAACGCAGAUCCCCCCUCCCCCUGGCCCAUGGCAACAUAUCAAGGGAUCCUGCUCCAAAUCAUUUUCGCCCUCCUGAAAGGUAAUCAAGGUCUCAACCUGCAGCUCACUCACGAACUGCCCACCCUCCCCUUGCGGCUCCUAAAAGCCCUCGUCCGCACCUGCCUCCAGCGCAAAAUGUUCUUCUACCCCUCGAUGGUCGCCCAGUUCAAAAACACCCUGCCCGACGUGUACAUUUGGGUGGGGGUUGAGGAAGUCAAGCGCUUCGCCCUCUCACUGUACAAAGUCUGUCGAUCCUGCCGGGUCCCUGACACCGAUGCAUCUUCGCAGGGCCGCAGUUUGCUCUCUCUAGCGAAUUUGCAAUUCGCGCUUCCUGAUAGCGAUGAACUCUGGCAUGCGAGCUCGGACUUGGCCUCGCGGCUGGCGGAAGAUCGGAGCGCGUAUUGCGAGAGGAAUUCAGACACGAGGUGGAUUAGUCAGACGGCGAAAGUGCUACAGCCUGAUGGGGGGUUUUGUUGGUUCUGA
Messenger RNA from Aspergillus bombycis, 783 nucleotides. RefSeq names its product putative C6 and C2H2 transcription factor. Lineage: Eukaryota; Fungi; Ascomycota; Eurotiomycetes; Eurotiales; Aspergillaceae. The record is from RefSeq and is a predicted model, not a curated record. Bases 1 to 783 code for a protein of 260 amino acids. The transcript has 2 exons.